This is a messenger RNA of Diversispora eburnea, 879 nucleotides long. Lineage: Eukaryota; Fungi; Glomeromycota; Glomeromycetes; Diversisporales; Diversisporaceae. The record is from the annotation of a GenBank genome assembly.
AUGGCAGAAACCUCCUUCGAAAAAAAAAUAAACGAAACAUAUAAUCGAGCUCUUAAGGAUGGAGGAUUACUUUAUUUUGAAAAUACAGUAAUUGAUAAAGUAGAAAAUGAUAUAGAGUUUCAAAUUCGACUUGCACCAAGUUUAGCCAAAAAACCUACGGAUAAUAUAGGUAAAAGGGAAAUAAUAGCCUACCCCAAUAAUGCCAAUAACAAUGAUAAACCCAAAGUUGUACCCAAAGUUGAUCCAUUUGCACCAUAUGAUCAACAAUUGUUCGUAGAAGAAUAUGAAAAAUAUAUUAUUCUUUUGAAUAAAUAUUGUAUAAUUCCAAAACAUCUCUUGGUAGUUACGAAAGAAUAUGAGAGCCAAGCGAAUCCACUUAAUCCCAAUGAUUUCGAUGCAUUUCAAUCACAUAAACAUAUGCAAAUUCUUACAUUAUCUGAUGAUCCACCUAUGAAUUCACCUAUUUAUACUAUUCACGAUAAGAAACCAGGUGAAAUUUUCGAAUUAGCCGAGUUACCUUUUAUUCAUUAUGUGUCAUUUAUUGAUCCACCGAAAUUGUGUGAUAAUGAAUCGAGUGAUAAUAAAUCGAGUGAUGAUGAUGGACCGAGUCAAUAUUUGAAUAAAAUAUUUCAUUCAAUGCUUUCUGUUUUGAUUGAAAAUUUACAUAAUCAAAUAUUAUCUUCAGAAGAAGGAGAGAAUGAGGAAGAAGGAAAAUCAAGUUUUAAAACUUUAUCUUAUAAUUUUAUCAUGACACAAAAAUGGAUGAUGAUUGUACCAAGAUGUAAUUCAACUCAUGAACAACAAAUAGAUAUCAAUUCAUUAGGAUUUGCAGGAAUGUUACUCGCGAAAAAAGUUGCAAUACCCAAGAAAAAUUUAUAA